Messenger RNA from Triticum aestivum (bread wheat), 1403 nucleotides. Its product is annotated as WRKY transcription factor WRKY62. The coding region runs from base 78 to 893 and encodes 271 amino acids. Gene Ontology annotation, molecular function: sequence-specific DNA binding; DNA-binding transcription factor activity. Gene Ontology annotation, biological process: regulation of DNA-templated transcription. NCBI's taxonomy places the organism in Eukaryota, Viridiplantae, Streptophyta, Magnoliopsida, Poales, Poaceae. The transcript has 4 exons. The record is from RefSeq and is a predicted model, not a curated record.
AAAAUUCUCGGUUCCUCCCGUUUUGCGAGGUGCCUAUACAAGGCCGUAGCGACGCCUGAUGCAGUGUUGCUGAGGCCAUGGACGACGGCUCGUCAUGCCCGACCGACAGCGCCGGGCUUCUGCCGCCCUUCGCUGGCUCCCCGACGGCUGAGGGUCUCGAAGAGAAGCUGAGGCGAGUGCGCGAGGAGAACCGUCGGCUGGCCGGCACGCUCGGCGCCAUACUCGCCGAUCGCCCCGACCUGCGUGCUCUCGCGAGGGCGCCAGCGUCAGCCGUAGCCACCACUAGGGCGCCGAGCGCCUCUGCCUCCAAUGCAGCGAGGGAGGAGGCCGCCGGCGUGACGGUGGAGCCGCAGCCCAAGGUCAGGACGGUCUGCGCGCGCGCGGAGCCGGCCGACACCGACGCCAACCUCGGCGUCAAGGACGGGUACCAGUGGAGGAAGUACGGGCAGAAGGUGACGCGUGACAACCCGCACCCCAGGUCCUACUUCCGCUGCGCAUUUGCACCAUCUUGCCCCGUGAAGAAGAAGGUGCAGAGAGAUGCGGAGGACAGGUCAAAGCUAGUGGCGACCUACGAGGGCGAGCACAACCACGCUAAAUCCCCGGAGCGAGAAUUCGUCGGCAACGAGUCCACAGGCCACGCGGGGUCGCGGCCGUGCUCGGUCUCCAUUAACCCGUCCGGCUGCACGAUCAGGCUAGAAGAUAUGACGAACCAUGGGUCAGGAUCGAGGCUGGACCUGGAGACUAUCCGGAGGGAGGUUGUUACGCCUGAAUUUCAGAAGCUUCUAGUGGAGAAGAUGGUGAAUUCGCUCAAGAAUGAUGCAGAUUUCAUGCAUGCUCUAACAUAUGCGGUGGCUGAGAGAAUACUGGAAAAUAUUCCAGCCCGGCUAAGUUAAUGUGCCCAAGUAUUUAGGUGUGGAUAGAAAUGUCGACACAAUGGUGGUUUCUUAUGGUAUAAUUUGCACGUUUGCUAUUUCUAGUCAGCUGAAACUUUGUAAGCAUCAGUCAAUUUGAGCACAGUGGAGUCAGGAGCAGAUCUGACGCCGAGCUGGCCACAGUGUCGCCGGUGCAGGCAAGGACUUGCCAUAACCUCGCCGGAGGUAGAGACGACGCGGUUUUGCCGACGUAGGAGAGACGGGGAGGAAAUCAAGUGUGCGCUUGACGAAGAAAGUGAACAGUGGUUGGCCGGCGAGGAAAGAGGAAAGAUAGCCAUAUUGGAUUGAAAUCUAACGUAUCACGCAAAUCGACUGAAAGAUGACUCAGCAACUGACUUAUAGGUGCUCUCAUAAUUUUGAGCUGAGGACCGCUAGCCGCCAUGUGCUUUUCUUGGUGAGAAGAGGUGUAUCUCCGUUAAUGCAGACAAGUUCCCAUCAGCGAGACAAAAUUUCAUAUAUCAAAAAUCUAUC